AUGAACUCUGGUGUCGGCGACGCUACACUAUGCCGGCUGAUCAUUCGUUUCAUUCCGUAUACUGAGAUCGACUUUGAAACAUACAUGAUACAAACCGAUCUCUACCUGGCUGGUGAACGUGACUAUUCGCAAAUAACAGGCCCCACUGGUCCAUUAGUGUACCCGGCUGGUCAUGUACAUAUCCAUCAUCUACUGCAUAACCUCACCCAAGGCGGCUCUCUUAAAUAUCUACCAAAAGUACAAGAGCUUUAUGCCGGGCUAUACUUGCUCACCAUGGCUCUUACAUUUCUCGUCUACCGGCGCGCAGGAAUUCCACAAUACGUCCUACUUCUACUCCCCCUUAGCAAACGGCUCCACUCCAUCUACGUCCUUCGACUAUUCAACGACUGCUGGUCCACACCUCUUUCCAUGGGUGCCAUUCACGCCUUUCAAAAACGAUACUGGGCGAUCGGUUGCAUACUCUUCGGCCUUGCCAUCAGCAUCAAAAUGAACGUCUUGCUAUAUAUGCCUGCGGCCUGCCUGGUUCUACUGCUUACCAACGGCCUCAUCCCUUCGCUCUUGUACCUCUCCCUAACGUUCCUCGCAGUCUUGAUACCCUCUCUCCCCUUUCUCGAAACAUACCCUAUGGAAUACCUCGUCAACGCAUUCGACCUGAGUCGACAAUUCCUCUACAAAUGGACCGUCAACUGGCGGUUCGUCCCAGAACACACAUUCCUAAGCGCACCUUUUGCCAAAGGACUCCUACUCUGCCACAUUAUUCUACUCGGAACAUUCGGGUUCGGCGCAUGGUGCAAGAAACAAGGUGGCGCAUGGUCCGUUCUCGAACGAGCUCUGCAAAAUCCGGCAAGGGAGACCGCGAUAGCGAGCGUUUCUCAAGAUUACAUCGCGACAGUCUUUUUCACUGCUAAUCUUAUUGGAAUUCUUUGUGCCCGAUCUUUACACUAUCAGUUCUACUCUUGGUACGCCACCCAAUUGCCCCUUCUCGCAUGGCGAACCAAAUACCCUAUCGCGCUUCGAAUCAUGAUUUUAGGCAUAAUCGAAUACGCAUGGAACACUUAUCCCUCGACUGAUCUUUCCUCUGGACUGUUAUUGGCCGCACACGUUUUACUUCUCAUCGGAGUCUUGUUUGGGUAUCCAGAAGGGACGAAUACGUCAAUUGUUAGGUGGGAUGACGAGAUCGAGGUGGAGAAGUUCGAUUAG
Messenger RNA from Rhizoctonia solani, 1200 nucleotides. Its product is annotated as glycosyltransferase family 58 protein. Gene Ontology annotation, cellular component: endoplasmic reticulum. The transcript is spliced from 7 exons. Bases 1 to 1200 code for a protein of 399 amino acids. NCBI's taxonomy places the organism in Eukaryota, Fungi, Basidiomycota, Agaricomycetes, Cantharellales, Ceratobasidiaceae. The record is from RefSeq and is a predicted model, not a curated record. Gene Ontology annotation, molecular function: dol-P-Man:Man(5)GlcNAc(2)-PP-Dol alpha-1,3-mannosyltransferase activity.